Seriola dumerili (greater amberjack) is the source of this 4597-nucleotide messenger RNA. RefSeq names its product epithelial cell transforming 2 (gene ect2). The transcript has 25 exons. Gene Ontology annotation, molecular function: guanyl-nucleotide exchange factor activity; GTPase activator activity. Gene Ontology annotation, biological process: activation of GTPase activity; mitotic cytokinesis; regulation of cytokinesis, actomyosin contractile ring assembly. The coding region runs from base 372 to 3098 and encodes 908 amino acids. The record is from RefSeq and is a predicted model, not a curated record. NCBI's taxonomy places the organism in Eukaryota, Metazoa, Chordata, Actinopteri, Carangiformes, Carangidae. Gene Ontology annotation, cellular component: cell cortex; nucleus.
CCUCCUCGGUGCUAUUAUGAAGUUGUUAGCUAUCAUCAAACUAAAGCAGACACAUUUCGAGAAUUUGGACUUUUUUCACGUAUAAAGGGCAACAUGCAUUGAUACCAGACUUGAGAUUUAACGGAGACAUGUUACAUAAUCUUUGAAAAGUUUGGACCGAAGAGGAAUUACCGGGAAUUCUUCGUUGUGUUGUUAUCUUACUAGCUCGGUAGCUAGCUAAGUUAGCCAGAGACCUUACUGAAUUUAACUGGUUCAGCAGCCAGUUGAGCUUUGAUAGCUCCAUUUCCUGUUAUUAUUUUGUUUUUGUUGUUUUUAGUACUAGCUACCAAAACAGUCGUUUGGACAGUUUGGUGCCUCCUUAGGUUCCUGCCAUGGCUGACAGCAGCAUAGUGACUUUAGGGACAGCUCGGAGUCUGUUGGUGGAUUCUUCGGUCUAUGAUUCAAGGAUUGCUGAAACCACCAAGGACCAUGUAUUCCUGGGCAUGGCAUGUGAAGAUGGGGAAGAUAUGCUGCCAAAAGUGGAGACGAGGGUUGUUCUCGUGGGAGAAGCGUGCAGAAAUGGAGCGCUGGUCAAAGCACUACAGGCCAUCAGAGUAAUGGAGGUACCAGUGGUAAAGAUAAGAGAAGGCGAGGCGGGAAGCGAGGAGAAAAUGAUGAUAAAAUCUAUAGUCAAUAUGGACAUCAACACCCCGUGCAUAACGACAGAUAACGUCCAGGAGUUUGGAGACGAAGAGAACCCUGACUUUGAGACAGUGUUUGUCCUCGCAGACUUUGAUUCUCCUGACUACAGCUACCUCUACAAACGCGACAGCCGCAUUGUUGGGGCUCCUGUUGUGCUGCACUGUGCUGCAAAGGAAGAACCUCUACAGUUUUCAUGUCGCCCUCUCUAUUCCACCACCAUGCUUAACCUGUCACUGUGUUUCACUGGCUUCAGGAACAAAGAGGAAGUGAAGAACUUGGUGAACUUGGUUCAUCACAUGGGUGGGACCAUCCGGAAAGACUUCAGCACCAAGGUCACUCAUCUCAUCGCCUACUCCACUCAUGGGGAGAAAUACAGGCUGGCAGUGUGUCUGGGGACACCCAUCCUCACUCCAUCAUGGAUUCUGAAGGCAUGGGAGAGAAGAGAUGAUGUGUACUUCCACGCAGGAGAAGAGGAGUUUCGAACAGAGUUCAAAGUGCCUCCUUUCCAGGACUGCAUCCUCAGUUUUUUGGGUUUCUCAGAGGAAGAUAAGGCCAACAUGGAGGAGAGAACUCUUAAACAUGGUGGUGGUUACCGUGAGGUUGGAGAUGAGAGCUGUACACACAUGGUGGUGGAGGAGAACUCGGUAAAGGAGCUGCCAUUUUCUCCCUCCAAGAAACUCUUUGUGGUCAAACAGGAGUGGUUCUGGGGGAGCAUUCAGAUGGACGCUCGGGCUGGAGAGUCCAUGUACCUCUACGAGAAGAAUGACAGCCCUGCCAUGAAGAAGGCAGUGUCCCUCCUGUCCCUCGUAACGCCCAACAGUAACCGCAAGCGUCGGCGUCUGAGGGACACGCUGGCUCAGCUCACCAAGGAGACUGAGAUCUCCCCCUUCCCUCCACCGCGCAAAAGGCCGUCAGCGGAGCACUCCCUGUCCAUGGGUUCUCUGCUCGACAUCUCUAACACCCCUGAGACAUGCAAGGCCUUGGCAGAGAGUUCGAAGCCAUCCAGGAGUUCGACCCCAGUUGUGACCAAGCAGUCAGCCAGGUGGCAAGUCUCCAAGGAGCUCUACCAGACUGAGAGCAACUAUGUAGACAUUUUAAGCACCAUCCUACAGCUUUUCAAACAUCCGUUGGAUAAAGAGGGUCAGGUUGGUGGACCCAUCCUGGCCCAAGAGGAAAUUAAGACGAUAUUUGGCAGCAUCCCAGACAUCUACGAGGUUCACACCAGAAUAAAGCAUGACCUUGAGGAACUCCUGACAGACUGGCUCGAGGAAAGGAGUGUGGGAGACAUCAUUCUCAAAUAUUCUAAAGAGUUGGUGAAGGCCUACCCACCCUUUGUCAACUUUUUUGAAAUGAGCAAGGAGACUGUUGUUCGGUGUGAGAAACAAAAGCCACGCUUUCAUGCUUUUCUCAAGAUCAAUCAAUCUAAGCCAGAGUGUGGCAGGCAGACACUGGUGGAGCUGCUCAUCAGACCUGUACAGAGGCUGCCUAGUGUGGCUCUUCUUCUUAACGAUAUCAAGAAACAUACGGCCGAUGACAACCCUGAUAAGAUAACACUGGAGAAAGCAAUUGAUUCUCUGAAAGAAGUCAUGACUCACAUCAAUGAGGACAAGAGGAAGACCGAAGGCCAGAAGCAGAUCUUUGAUGUUGUAUAUGAAGUUGAUGGCUGUCCUGCCAACUUGCUGUCAUCCCAUCGUAGUCUGGUUCACCGAGUAGAAACAAUCGCCCUGGGAGACCAGCCAUGUGACCGUGGAGAACAUGUCACACUCUUCCUCUUCAAUGACUGCCUUGAGAUUGCAAGGAAGCGACACAAGGUGAUCAAUACGUUUAAGAGUCCACUGGGACAGACGAGACCACCGCCACCACUCAAACAUAUUGCACUGAUGCCGCUGUCCCAGAUUCGAAGAGUGCUGGAUCUGCAGGACACAGAGGAGUGUGUGAAUGCAUUCGCCUUGGUGGUUCGCCCCCCGACUGAACAGGAGAACUUGUUGUUCAGCUUCCAACUGGCCGGAGAGGAAACAGUUAAAAGCGCCUGGCUGCGAACACUUUGCCGCCAUGUUGCCAACACCAUCUGCAGGGCUGAUGCGGAGGACAUGAUUCAGUGUACAGACCCAGACUCACUACAGGUCAGCACCAAGGAUAUGGACAGCACCCUGAGCAAAGCCUCCAGGGCCAUUAAGAAGACCUCUAAAAAGGUGACGAGAGCGUUUUCUUUCACCAAGACCCCGAAGCGUGUGAUCCAGAGGGCGUUCAUGGCCAGCGGUACUCCAGAUGAGAAAAAUCAGAGGCUGAGUUACGAAAACCGCAUCAGCAGCAGCUCCACACUGGCUGCACACCAUUCCCCCUCCAUGGUCAAUCUGCCUUCUAUGUUUGAGAGGAAAUACCACACAUUCAGUCGUUCAACCACCCACCUCCUCUGAGACGCCGCCACUUGGGAGCACCUGCAGGGGUCGACCAAUCUUUCCACUUCCUUUGCCUUGACUGACGCUAAUAGCAAGAUCUGACUGGAACGGCCUAAGUGUACGAAGUAUGGCAAAGUAGUAUUUGUCCAUACUGGAGCCCUUGACAGACUUUCCAAAUCCAGUAGAAAUUGCAUUUAGCCGCAGAUGGAAAAAUGCACUGAAGCUAUGGACAUCAAUCUGAUAUGUGGCAGUAUCAGAAUUGUCCAGCUAACUGCUAAGUGCGCUCCCCAGCUGUAACUUCGCCCAAGUAGUAGGGUUACAGCAAUAAACCAGUUGUUCGUCAACCUGAAGCCUACCAUGUGACGUAUUCUGCUAAAAUUGGUCUGUGUGAGGGAGAACUUGCAAGAAAAACAAUACAAUUUUUGAUCCGACAAGGCAGUUUGAUCCAUCUUUCCAAACAUACACAAUGCUUGAAUUAAGACUGUAUCCAGGCACUAACUGGAACGGUACUACAUCAUGCCAGGGGCUACAGUCGUACCACUGGUUCUAGUAAGGUUUGCCUUACCCUUAAAAAUGAAGGAUGUUCUGCUUUUUGUCUGCAUUUGUUAAUAGAUUAUCUUGACAUGAUUCAUUGUUUUGUCAAUGUACUUUAUCAGACACUUGUUACAUUUUGUGUACACGGGUUGUCUGUUCAGGUUUCUGAUUUGUCCCCAUUGUUCAGUGAAGUGUUAACACUAAGUAUAGACCAAGUAAACAAUAUGACUCAUCCUCUGGUUUGAAUGGGGUCAUCAUGCUGUCCCAAAAUGUCCCUGAAUGCGUGUUUUAGUUCACUGUGCUUUGGUUAAGUAAAUUAUCAUUUAAUUUUGAUGUUGAGGUAUUUCUAUGAAGGUUACAGGCAAUAAAAGUAACAGGUAACAAAUGCAGAUUGCUAACCUCUUUGUGCUUUAUGUACUUGUAAAAAUUGACUUUUCUUGCCCUUUACUGUGUUUUUUAAUAAACUGACUUUUUGAGAGACCUUUAUAUUAACUGACAUUUAAUGUUGUUUUAUUGUAAUGGGAGUAGACUUAAUUUUCACCCAAUAUAAUAUGACUUAUUGUAAUUGACUCACCCUCUUAACCUAAACUUACGAUAGCUUCCAGCUUUUAUAAAGCUUCUAUUUUUAACAUUUAAGAGAUUCAAUUGAGAAGAAUAAAAGUGCUUAUGCUCUUAUGUCCUGUACGCCCGUCCACGUUUUAAAAGAGGCUUUUACAGUGUGUCUACAUUGUGUCUGUGUAUGUGUUCAAGAAGGGAUCCUGCUUCAGUGUACAUAUUUAUUCUUGAUGAAUUCAUUUUACCUGUUCUCUUUUUUUCUCUUGCUAUUUAUGUUUUUCACCACUUUUUAUUUGUCAUUUCGCUUAUGCUGUUUUCAUUGAGCUAUAAUCUUCUCUGGUUGUUUCAUCUCUGUAUUAAAUGCACUUAAACAUGUACCUGAAGAUUUGAGCUUUUUAUUUUACUCCUGUGUAUGUCUUUCAUCACCA